Molecule: messenger RNA, 654 nt
Organism: Coccomyxa subellipsoidea C-169
Lineage: Eukaryota; Viridiplantae; Chlorophyta; Trebouxiophyceae; Coccomyxaceae
Exons: 5
Coding region: 1-654 (217 amino acids)
Source: RefSeq, a predicted model, not a curated record
AUGGCUGGGGUACCGGGGUUGGGGCAGCUUCUGAACAGCGUGUCUAUGAGCCUCUCUGGCUUUGACAACAUGAUCGGGGGUGUGGGCACACAGGUGCGGCGCAGGGUGCGCAGCAGCAGCAUGAAGGGGGUGGAUGCAGGCCUCAUGUGCGGCUUUGGGGUGGGCUAUGGCUUUGGGGCAGGGCUGGUGCUCAAACCCAGCGCCCUGCAAGCGCUGCAGAGAGCUGUCCAGGACCUCAAUGGACGAGUGAUGGCAGCAGCAAAGUCCAGAGUGCCCCCGCAGCUGACUCAACUCAUGAAGCAGCCCGGGUCAGAUACGUUCCCGUUGGCACAGCAACAGCGGCUGGGGACAGCGGCUCAGGCUGUUACUAGCCCUUCUGUGCGCUUGGGCGACUUCUCUAAGGGGAGAGUGGGCGGAAACCACUCGCACUUUCCUGACAGCAGUCAAAGCGCCAACAGCAAGCUAGGAUCAGCAGAGGCGAGCAGCGGACAGGAGUUGCAUGUCAGGAUGGAGCAGCCAGAUCUGCAGGAGUUCACAGGAGCGCUGAUGCAGCUCACAGCAGGUCUCAAUGACUGUGCAUGCAGCUUGAGGGAGGCCACAAUAGAACUGAAGCAGGCCUGUGCAGAGCUGAGAAAACAUGGCAACGGUGCCUAG